GCCUCACCCCCUGCAAUGACGUCUCGCUCUCCUCAUCCACUGAUUGGCCAGUACACCCCAUUCGGUCCCGCCCAUUCUGAUUGCGUCACUCCCCCUCCUCAUCAACGGCGGUUGGUUGAGAGGGAACAACAGAAACUGACAGCAGCGCGCGACUCCAGUCACGUCAAGGGGAAGAUGGAGCAGCACACAGGCGCCGUGGACUUCAACAUCUUAUUAGCCACUGACUCCUACAAGGUCACGCAUUACAAACAGUAUCCACCCAACACUAGUAAGGUGUAUUCUUACUUUGAGUGCCGUGAGAAGAAGACAGACUCUACAAAGCUCAGAAAAGUCAAAUACGACAAGACGGUCUUCUAUGGGCUUCAGUACAUUCUCAACAAAUACUUAAAAGGACAGGUUGUCACACCAGAGAAGAUUCAGGAAGCAAAGGAGGUCUACCGGGAACACUUUCAGGAUGAUGUUUUCAACGAAAAGGGAUGGAAUUACAUUUUGGAGAAAUACAAGGGUCAACUGCCCAUCGAGAUUAAGGCUGUGCCGGAGGGAAGUGUUAUCCCGCGUGGUAAUGUGUUGUUCACCGUAGAAAGCACCGAUCCGGAGUGCUACUGGCUCACUAACUGGGUCGAGACUAUCCUGGUUCAGUCCUGGUAUCCCAUCACCGUCGCAACUAACUCACGAGAGCAGAAGAAGAUUCUGGCCAAGUAUCUCAUGGAAACGUCAGGAAGUCUGGUGGGACUGGAAUAUAAACUGCAUGACUUCGGCUACCGAGGGGUUUCAUCUCAAGAGACGGCUGGUAUCGGCGCAUCUGCGCACUUGGUAAACUUCAAAGGAACAGACACUGUGGCCGGGAUCGGUGUUAUCAAGAAGUACUACGGCACCAAAGACCCGGUUCCUGGUUACUCAGUACCAGCUGCAGAACACAGCACAAUCACUGCCUGGGGAAAGGACCAUGAGAAGGAUGCUUUUGAACACAUUGUCAAGCAGUUCCCCUCUGUGCCCGUGUCCAUCGUCAGCGACAGCUACGACAUCUACAACGCCUGUGAGAAGAUCUGGGGGGAAGAUCUGAGGAGUCUGAUCGAGAUGAGGAGCGCAGACGCACCGCUACUGGUCCGACCAGAUUCAGGAAACCCUCUAGACACAGUGCUGAAGGUCUUAGAGAUUUUAGGAAAGAAAUUUCAUCCGGUUGAGAACUCUAAAGGCUAUAAAGUGCUUCCGCCCUACAUCAGAGUCAUUCAGGGUGACGGCGUGGACAUCAAUACUUUACAGGAGAUUGUAGAGGGCAUGAAAAAGCACAGAUGGAGCAUCGAGAACAUUUCUUUCGGCUCAGGAGGAGCUUUGCUGCAGAAACUGACCCGAGAUCUGCUCAACUGCUCUUUUAAGUGCAGUUACGUGGUGACGAAUGGACUUGGCGUAAACGUCUUCAAAGAUCCUGUUGCAGACCCCAACAAAAGGUCAAAGAAGGGUCGGCUUUCUCUUCACAGGACGCCAAGUGGAGAUUUCGUCACUCUGGAAGAGGGCAAGGGUGAUCUGGAGGAGUAUGGAGAGGACUUGCUGCACACUGUGUUCAGGAACGGGAAGAUUGUAAAGACGUACACCUUCGAUGAGGUCAGAGACAAUGCCAAGCUGAAGGAGAGCGAAGUGAAGGAUCUGCUGCUCUGAGAUCCUCCAUCAGUCCUCUCUCUCUCUCUCCACCCAUCAUCCACAGACGUGAGGACAUGUGCCCACACAGUUACCCCACCUUCAGUUCAGUGUACAGAGCUGAUCUGUGUUUCUGUCUACUGACUCCACUAUGCUUCAAUGUCUCCUUCUAAUGGCGGAUGAGAGCAAUUGUCAUGCUAUUUAAAUCAUGUAACUGUGUAUUUGACCAAGCGUGCUAUUGAUCACACGUCUUUGCAGGAAUGGAGACGUAUAUGUGUGCGUACACCGCGAGAAGAUGUCGCUUUGCUUGACUGUAGGAUUGAAAGGUAAUCGUUCAGUGUUCGUUGAAUGUGAAUGUUGUGUGUAGGGUUUUCACUUUAUCAAAGGAUUAAUCUAUUCCUUUAUGCAAAGGAGAUGGCUGAACUAGAGGGAUAUGUUCAUUCUCUUUUGUUGGCUUUGUUUGUCCUUUCUAUUUUCAUUUCAAUGGUGAAAUUCGCAAGAACAUGUUUAGCUACGCCCUAAAAUCUAAAGAACUGAAUGAGAAACUUAAUUUUGCAUAAAGGAAAUAAAGCUUUCAUGUUUAAGCACAUUUUACCAAAAAUUCUCAGUGUCCAGAUUUUUAAUUUUUUUACUGUAAUUCUCAUUAUUAACCAUUCUUA
Molecule: messenger RNA, 2294 nt
Organism: Rhinichthys klamathensis goyatoka
Lineage: Eukaryota; Metazoa; Chordata; Actinopteri; Cypriniformes; Leuciscidae
Gene: nampt1
Product: nicotinamide phosphoribosyltransferase 1
Exons: 11
Coding region: 16-1656 (546 amino acids)
Biological process (GO): NAD+ biosynthetic process
Molecular function (GO): nicotinamide phosphoribosyltransferase activity
Source: RefSeq, a predicted model, not a curated record